Penicillium lagena is the source of this 2253-nucleotide messenger RNA. RefSeq lists its product as uncharacterized. The record is from RefSeq and is a predicted model, not a curated record. Gene Ontology annotation, biological process: transmembrane transport. The transcript has 6 exons. Bases 1 to 2253 code for a protein of 750 amino acids. Lineage: Eukaryota; Fungi; Ascomycota; Eurotiomycetes; Eurotiales; Aspergillaceae. Gene Ontology annotation, molecular function: oligopeptide transmembrane transporter activity.
AUGGAGUCCACGACUGAGGAUGAGAAAUGUCGGCGAAACUCAUGGCCCCAGGAACUUCCCGCAGACCAGGUCUGCGACGAGGCUGCCAUCCUUCGCGAUCAGGAUGCGAAGCAAAUCCUGCCCUAUGAGGCGGAGGAUUCGCCCUACCCUGAGGUGCGCGCCGUCGUCCAGCCGGUCAAUGAUAUUACGCAACCGGUAAACACCGUCCGCAUGUGGACGAUUGGCCUUGUGUUCACUAUUGUCGGGAGCGGAUUGAACCAGUUCUUCAGCUUGCGCCAGCCGAGUGUCACCAUCAGCGCUCUGGUAGCGCAGCUAUUGGCAUUUCCCGUCGGGCGAGCAUGGGGCAAAUGGAUGCCUCUCGGUAUCCUGAACCCCGACCGACACUUCAACAUCAAGGAGCAUGCGCUGAUCACCAUCAUGGCUAAUGUCGCCUUUGGCUCCGCCGCUGCCACCCAGGUCAUUGAGGCAGUUGUCAAAUUCUACGGUAUGCCAUCCCAAGGAGGAUUUGAGGUUCUUCUCUGUAUCACCACGCAGCUGCUCGGGUUUGGCAUCGCUGGCAUGGCUGCUCGCUGGUUGGUCAGCCCGGCGUCAAUGAUCUGGCCCGGGGUGCUGUCGAAUGCGGCACUCCUGGCGACGCUACAUUCUCGUACAAACCCGGUCGCUGACGGCUGGCGGAUCUCCCGUCUUCGAUUUUUUCUCUUCGUCUUCAUUGGCGGCUCUAUCUGGUACUUUGUGCCAGGGUAUCUCUUCACUGGCCUGAGUACGUUCAGUUUCAUCUGCUGGAUUGUGCCAUCCAACGUCGUGGUGAAUCAAUUAUUUGGACAGACCACGGGACUGGGCAUGUCGAUGUUGACCUUCGACUGGGCGCAGGUCGUUUACGCCAACCAAAGCCCACUUCUAGUUCCCUUUUGGGCCGGCCUCAAUGUAAUGGGGUCUUUUGCACUCUUCUUCUGGCUCAUUUGCCCCAUCAUUUACUACACCAACACUUGGUAUUCAGCAUACCUACCGCUCCUUAAUUCCAAUACUUUCGACAACAUGGGGAACAGCUAUGACACCAGCCGCAUCCUGACUCCCGCUGGCACAGUCAACCAGACAGCAUAUCGGGACUAUUCGCCUAUGUUUCUGCCGGCCGGGUAUGCCGUCACAUACGGCGUCGCCUUCGCCAACCUGACGGGGAUCUUUGUGCACGUCAGUCUAUAUCAUGGUGGGGAUAUAUGGCGGCAGUGGAAGGGCACUAACAAGCCAGACGUUCACUCGCGACUCAUGUCUGUAUAUCAGGGCGUGCCGUGGUGGUGGUUUGGGGCAGUCACAGGGUUAAUGUUCUUGCUGAGCAUUGUAACCAACGAAGUGUGGCAUACCGGUCUUCCUGUGUGGGCUGUGCUGCUGGCUUUUGUGCUUCCCAUCAUUUAUUUUGUCCCGGUGGGCAUUAUCAAAGCAGUCACCAACAUCAGCAGCAAUCAACUUAACUUGCUCACCGAGUUUAUCGGUGGGUAUGCCUUUCUCGGAAGACCAAUGGCCAACAUGACAUUCAAAUUCUAUGGCUAUGUCGCCAUCUCCCAAGGCCUAGAAUUCGUCUCGGAUAUGAAGCUGGCUCAUUAUAUGCAUAUUGCACCCCGUACGUUAUUUUUUGCCCAGGGAAUCGCUACGCUCGUUGGAGCCGUUGUCCAAUGUGGGGUGACCGUUUUUAUGGUCACCCGUAUCAACGGCGUCUGUACAUCGGACGCAGAGGGCAAUUUUACCUGUCCCCAUGGGCGGGUGACAUAUUCAUCCUCUCUCAUCUGGGGCGCUAUCGGCCCCAGUCGACUAUUCUCCCCCGGGCAGAUUUAUAGCAAUCUGCUGUGGUUCUUUCUCGCGGGGCCUGUUGUGGUUGUGAUUACCUAUCUCCUAGGCCGAAAAUGGAAAGUAGUUAAUUACCUGUCCUGGCCCGUCGCGUUUGGUGCCAUGAGUCUUGUUCCUCCGGCCACCGGUGUGAGUUUCUCAUCGUGGUGGGUGAUCAAUGUGAUCUUCAACGGCGUGCUGCGCUGGCGGAAGACCGCUUGGUGGUCGAAAUAUAACUACGUGCUGUCUGCCGCGCUGGACUGCGGCGUCGCAGUGGCUACCGUCAUCAUCUUCUUCUGCAUUACGCUCCCGGCCGGUUCUCUUAACUGGUGGGGUAAUGUCGUCUCCACCAAGACGGCCGAUGGGCAAGGUACGCCCUACCAGAGCAUUCCGCCGCGUGGCUAUUUUGGACCCCCAAAGGGCUCAUGGCAUUAG